Molecule: messenger RNA, 1158 nt
Organism: Prunus mume (Japanese apricot)
Lineage: Eukaryota; Viridiplantae; Streptophyta; Magnoliopsida; Rosales; Rosaceae
Product: E3 ubiquitin-protein ligase, putative (DUF177)
Source: RefSeq, a predicted model, not a curated record
GCCAAUGAUGAUAAGGUUCUAAGGGAAAACAUGUCCAGCAUUUCCUCCUUCUGUAUUUGUUGAGAGAGCAAACGAGAGAUGGCAGAAGUUGGUCAUUUGGUAUCAGCAAGACUUAUUAAGCUUCCUACUGUAAAGCCAGCAAACCCGAAACCCUCUCAAUUGGUGCCUCAUUCAUUCAAAAUCAGAGCUGCUUCAAAAAGAAACUCUUUCUCUCUGAGCAACAAAAAGAACAGCAGGAGUCUGAUCAAAAUAUCAACAGCAGAUGGGAGAUGGCAUGGGAAUUGGUGCUGCGAUUACCUUCUCUCCCUCCAUGACCUGCGUUUGGAAGAUUUGAUUGAAGAUGAAAAUGAAAAGGAUGCACAAGUUUCAGUUAAUCUCUGCGUCCAGAAGCAUGCUAGCUUUGGCUUCUCUGUUGAUGGAAAGAUCAUGACAUCAUUCACCAGAAAAUGUAGCAACUGCUCUUCUCCAUACUGCAGAAAGAUCAACACACAAUUUAAUGUAUGGGUUCUGUCGUCAAGCAGAGACGAGCACACAAUUCAACUGCCUGAGAUCGGUGGUGACGAUCCAUCAGUAAUCUAUGUGAAGCCUGGAAAUGAAGCUGAACUCGAUUCGCUGAUACAGGACACGAUACGGCUUGCCACCUCCAUAAAAGAUACUUGUUCAGAGCUGUGUGAGAAAUCUUAUCCAACUGUAGAGUAUAUUGGUGGACAAAGCACUGCUUCUAUUGAUAAGAGGUGGUCUAGACUCUUGGAGCUAAGGGAUUUGCAAUGAUAUGCAUAAAAUUGGAGGAAUUGUUCUAUCUACAUCUAUGGUGUGUGUUUAUAUCAGUGUAAAUAGUAUUUUGUAAAGACAAUGAAGAGUUUUAUUAUCCACAAUUAAAGGAAAAGAUUGUAAAGGUGAUGCUCUUAACAGGCGUUGGAUGGAACCAGAAGAAGAGAAGCCGAGUUCUAAAUGAAGAAUACAAUGUGAAGGAUAUUUUAUACAACAUACUUCCUCAUUUGAAGGCUGCCAAAGGAAGAUUUGAGUCUUGAUUUGUCAAGAUUAACUUUGUUUAGGUCAACGUAAGAGCUUAUGAGCAUCUCUUGUUGUUAAUGGUCAUUUCCUCUUGGAAGGUGUAUAAUGAGCAAUGGGGAGUAGGGGUGACAAUUUUAAAAAGAA